Molecule: messenger RNA, 661 nt
Organism: Paraglomus occultum
Lineage: Eukaryota; Fungi; Glomeromycota; Glomeromycetes; Paraglomerales; Paraglomeraceae
Source: the annotation of a GenBank genome assembly
AACGAGAUGCCUUAAUAUUAAUAUUAAAUGUCUGAUGAAAUAUUCUCUGGCUAUUACUAUUCCGCUCUUCAAAAGUAUUUGCAAAUCCAUGACCCCGGUCAUACGUGGAUUUUUAGAAACCAACCGCGACGUCGUCGUCCGAUCAUCACCCUUUACCGAAUAUUGGAAGGGCCUUGAUGGCGCAUGGACCAGCCGCUUUUUAAAAUUCGCAAAGCAGCUGCAACCAGAACUGGAUGCGGCUACACGAUUACUCUCAUUAUACAUUAUAAUGUUAGGUGCAAAUGGAAAAUCUGCAGCAUCUUCAUGUACUUUUUUCAGGAGUGUGAUCUGUGAACGAAAUGACGAUCAAGGCGUGAUUGAAAAAGAUAGGAGUGGACUCAAUGACAGUGGCGAUAAAUCUCCAUUGGAAGUGAACAAACCUGUAGCUAAAAAACACCGCACAGAAUCCCUCGAUGAUAAACCGGAAAAGGCUCGCACAAUACUUGACAAUGCAGCUACACUUGUUCUCAAUUCCGCCAGCUUUCAGUGCUUCCCUGUCAAUGCUCACAGUAACUUUGGCGAGCUCCGCGCCAAUCCCAAACUUGCUUAUUUAAUGAUUUCCCCUCAGCGGAGUUUUGCGGUUGGAUCUGUGACACCUCUCAACGACCUUGGGUGUUUGUAG